GGCCGGGACCGGUGAGCUCCGCUGACAGUCCCCGGGCCCGGGCGGGCAGGUGGAGCCGGGAGCCGCGGACGGAGCAUGGAAGAUUCACAGGCGGGUAUGGACCUAAGUAAUUCUCAGGAACAGCCCAUGGCUGCAGAAGGACAGGAGGCUUUGACAGACUGUAAUCUGAACAAAUCCCAGGAGAUGGAAAGUAUGGAUAAUGGGGAAGAUAUGAAGGAACACAAUCAGUCUAAUGAAGAAGCAGGAGAUGAUGUGGUUAAAGUGAAAGGUGAAUACAGUGAGAGAGAGGAGAAUGCUUUAAAUUCAGAGCCUAUGGAAAACCCAGAAGAAAAUGAAAUGCCUUACACCUAUCCCAGAGAAUAUAACGAAUAUGAAAGCAUUAAACUGGAAAGACAUUCUGGUUCAUAUGACAACGUCAGGCCAGCUAGUGGAAAAAUGAAUUGUGAUAUCUGUGGAUUAGCCUGCAUUAGCCUCAAUGUCUUGAUGGUUCAUAAGCGUAGCCACACUGGUGAACGGCCAUUCCAGUGUAAUCAGUGCGGAGCUUCCUUUACUCAGAAGGGUAACCUCCUCCGCCACAUUAAACUACAUACAGGGGAAAAACCUUUUAAAUGUCAUCUUUGCAGUUAUGCCUGCCAAAGGAGGGAUGCGCUAACAGGUCACUUAAGGACACAUUCUGUGGAGAAGCCCUACAAAUGUGAGUUUUGUGGAAGGAGCUACAAGCAGAGGAGCUCGUUAGAGGAGCACAAGGAGCGGUGCCGCACGUAUUUGCAGAAUGCGGGCAUGUGUGAUGCUGCAAGCGUGGAGGCAAGGCACAUCAAGGCAGAGAUGGGGAGUGAAAGAGCCCUUGUGCUGGACAGGCUAGCGAGCAACGUGGCAAAGCGAAAAAGCUCAAUGCCUCAGAAAUUUAUUGGUGAGAAACGCCACAGUUUUGAUGUUAAUUACAACUCGAGUUUCAUUUACGAGAAGGAAAGCGACAUCAUGCAAGGGCGCAUGAUGGACCAGGCCAUCAACAACGCCAUCACCUACCUCGGGGCCGAAGCCCUGCGCCCUCUCGUGCAGACCCCUCCAGCCCCCACCUCCGAAAUGGUCCCCGUCAUCAGCAGCCUCUACCCCAUCCCUCUCACCCGCCCCGACCUGCCCAACGGCGCCUCGCAGGACGCCGAGAAGAGCCACGGCCACCUCAGGGACAAAAGCCUGUCCUCCGACAGAGGCCUUUCCCCAAACAACAGCGGCCAAGACUCCACAGACACUGACAGCAACCACGAGGAGCGGCAGAACCCCACCUUCCAUCAGAGCCAGGUCAUCCCCGCUCAGGCCCGCAACGGCCUCCAAUCCUUGAAGGAUUUCCCCAGGCCCUACGACAUAAUCAAGCCGCCCGCCAUAUGCCCCCGAGAUGCCUUCAAGGUCAUCAACAAGGAAGGGGAAGCCAUCGGCGUCUACCGCUGCGACCAUUGCCGCGUCCUCUUCUUGGAUUACGUGAUGUUCACCAUCCACAUGGGCUGCCACGGCUUCCGCGACCCCUUCGAGUGCAACGUCUGCGGGUACCGCAGCCACGACCGCUACGAGUUCUCCUCACACAUAGCACGAGGGGAGCACAGGGUGGUGCUCAAAUAAAAGGACCCCUUCUCCAAGGUCAAAGGCUUUGCUUUAGAUCGGAGGGUUGGCUUGUUUGUUUGGGUUUUUUUAAUUAGUAUAAAGAAAUAUCUCGAGUAUUUUUCUAUGCCAGUUUUUAAACGAGUGUCACAGGAAGAUGACGCCUUUUUAAACCUUUUUUUUACCAAUAAUUCAGUGUUCUGUAGCAUCUCUGCCCUGCUGCUGUGGUGAGCGGUACUGUACAUGAUACCAUUUUUAUACGAACUUUUAUUUUUGUGAAAAGUAAGAGCCAUUUAGGAUGUUUCUAUUUUUUUAACGUGCGUUUGUUUUUAUAAUGUGUGCUUUGACUCAGCGCAAAAGGCUUUAUUUUUUUUUUUAAUGCUGUGCUGCUGGUUUCCCUGCAGAGUCAGAAGGGCACAGGGAGAGCUUGUUCUGGCUGUUCCAGUCCCCGUGGUCUUCAAAGGGCUGAUCACCCAAACGAGGAGAAAAAAAUAAUCUGGGAGGGAUUAUUAAUUCCUCUUUAAAGGUUUUCCCCUAAGUCUUAAAGAGCGUGUGGCCCCACCACACUUUCAUUUUUCUUACCCCUCUGUUCACUUUCUUUAAACUCACUCCCACAUGUGUCUUGCUCAGUAACAGCAAAAGAAGAAAUGAGCCCUGUUUUGGGGCUGGGGUUUUUUAGCAAUGUGUGUUUUUGGGAUACCCAGUGAGCUCACCGCGUUGGCUCAUCCAAUGCACUCUGGGGGAAAAUCCAGAUUAUUUUGUUUUUUUCACUGUCGGAAAGUCCUCCUUUCGGAUG
This is a messenger RNA of Calidris pugnax (ruff), 2389 nucleotides long. RefSeq names its product IKAROS family zinc finger 3 (gene IKZF3). Gene Ontology annotation, molecular function: DNA-binding transcription factor activity; RNA polymerase II cis-regulatory region sequence-specific DNA binding. Gene Ontology annotation, biological process: regulation of transcription by RNA polymerase II. The transcript is spliced from 8 exons. Gene Ontology annotation, cellular component: nucleus. The coding region runs from base 76 to 1614 and encodes 512 amino acids. Lineage: Eukaryota; Metazoa; Chordata; Aves; Charadriiformes; Scolopacidae. The record is from RefSeq and is a predicted model, not a curated record.